This is a messenger RNA of Notodromas monacha, 4523 nucleotides long. NCBI's taxonomy places the organism in Eukaryota, Metazoa, Arthropoda, Ostracoda, Podocopida, Cyprididae. The record is from the annotation of a GenBank genome assembly.
GUAAUCGGUGUUCUUCUUCCAGUCUAAUCUAGCUGAAAGACGUGAAGGGAACUUUUAAUUUUCCUUCCAUUUGCAUCUCGUGAAUCUUAAAUUUAGACAUCUUGAAGAAAGUCACGAAUUUAAAUAUGUUAUCAUCGAUUUGGAAAGACCAUCAGGCAAAGAUUUUGGAGCGUAAAGGAGCUCAAGAAAUGCUGCGACAGGACGCCUUGAAGGCUUCAAAUUGUCUAACUGAAGCUCUCGUCGACCAUCUCAAUGCUGGAGUCGCACAGGCUUACAUCAAUCAGAAAAAAUUGGAUGCGGAAGCGAAGAUGUUAUACGUCAAUGCUACGAAUUUCGCGAAGCAGGCAAAUACAUGGAUACAUCUUGUGGACAGUUUCAAUGCUUCUCUCAAAGAUCUUGGAGACGUUGACGCUUGGUCUAAAGCAAUAGAAUCGGACCUCAAACAGAUAUCCAGCACUUUGGAGUAUGCGUAUAAAGGCUCCCGGAAUUCUCUGGUUAGCUUGGAAGCCCGAACGUUGGAUGCUACCUCCUUUUUACGAAAAUGCGUCAUCGCGAAAUGGCGUGAUCUGAAGGAAGAAUUAUGGCAGGAGCUGAACGAGCAAAAUGCUGGUGCCGCGCUGAUAUUGAUCCCCAGGAAUGUGUCUGGUGUCGAUCAGUCUAGGGUUACGCAAAUUUUGGCGAUGGAGGAAUUUCUGCUGCGGGACGAAACUCAGAUGGCUGUUUAUUUCUCCUACGAAACUCCUGAACUGUUGGAGAUUUAUAGCAGUGUGAAAGCUGCGUCAUCCGUGAAUCAGGAAACCUCUGCGCUAAACGCCAUCGUCAACGCAAUAUACUCCAGUGGGUACCAGAUGCAAGCGGCAGCGUCUUCGGCGAAACCUGUGCCGGAUUCUCAGAUCGUCAGUAUAAUGGGAAAGAUGCCCGGAUAUGGAAUCGAGGAUCAAUUGCCAACGAUUGUGCUGAUAGCGCAUUACGAUUCGUUCGGAGUUGCCCCUGAACUUUCUUUUGGCGCAGAUUCCAAUGGCAGUGGAGUUGCAAUGUUGUUGGAGUUGAUGAGGCUGUUGUCGUUGCUUGGUCAGUCAUCUCGGGAACAACCGCGGGUGAACGUGCAAUUUUUGUUCUCUGGUGGCGGAAAGCUGAACUUCCAAGGCAGCCGCAGAUGGCUGGAGGAUCAGCUUGAAGGUCUUGAUGCGAGCUCAUUACAAGACUCCGAUUUUACACUAUGUCUGGACACCGUUGGAGGCAGUGAUGAAUUGUUCAUGCACGUUUCCAAGCCGCCGAAAGAUGGCAGCGCAUCUGCGGAAUUCUUCAAUAACAUGAAAGAUGUGGCAGCCAACUUGUAUCCGGAACUGAGUGUGAAACAGGUACACAAGAAAAUAAACCUCAACACUGAUUUUCUGGCGUGGGAACACGAGCGCUUUUCGAUUCGCCGUUUACCAGCUUUCACCGUAUCACACCUCGAGAAUCCGAGGAGCCCAUGGAGAAAAUCCAUUUUUGAUACUCUUGAUGGGCCGGGUAAUUUCGAUGUCGACAAGUUGGCCAGGAAUACUCGCGUGGUUGCCGAAGCUCUGGCGAGGCAUGUUUUCAAGCUUCAUCCCGGGGAGUACGUUUUUGCAGGGGAUCGACAAGUUGAGAAAAGCAGUUUAGAGGCAUGGGUUAAGCAGUUGGCUCGAAGUCCGAGGUCUCCGCAACUCCUGGCGGGGGCGAGGUCCAAAAACCAACAGUCCGUUGUUCUGUCUUUGGAAGAGAUUGUUGGAAGGUAUACCAGUGAAGUGAAAGUGAUCCAGACCAAGCCUGAUUCAAGAGACCCUGACUAUGUUCUAUAUGACGUGACGAAGACCGUGAUCACCGCUUAUAGUGUAAAACCGGCGCUUUUCGACUUAUUCCUCAGCGUGGGAAUUGCUGCUUAUCUAGGUGGAAUCUAUCUAGUCAUCAAGGAAGAACCAAAGCGUGAUUAUGAUAUAUUGAGAUACGAUUCGAGUAUUUCGAUGACCACGAUGAAUAACUUGAAGAGCUUCGUGAGCAAAAUAGCCGAGCGCGGUCGCGGCAGCUUGAUGUCCGACGCCUCGGAAGAAGAGGAUUUCAAUGAUGUUCCGAAAAUCAUCAACAGUGCCGAAGGUUUCAUUUGUCCAAUCUGUCAUCUGGAUUUGGGAUGCAUGGAAAAUCUGGAGACUCAUUUUACUACCGCUCAUACCGAUGAAGGCUUUGAAACUGUAACUUUGGAGCAACAACUGCGUGUUGAAAAGGAGACAGUGUCGAAGCUUCAAGCCGACAUCUGCAAUUUACAAGAAGAACUAAAUCUUGCGUUGGCGGCUGCCCAUGCUCCUACAUUAGCCUCUCCAGAUUUUCAAGAUGAUACCCAGGUUUUGCAGGAAGCCAGAGAGCAAAUCUCUGAAUUACAAGAGUCACUCUCUUGUCGAUUUGCGGAAAAGACUGAACUACUCGCCAAAUUGGAAGAACUUCGAAUCUCGCACGAAAACAAUGUAGAAAACUUGCGAAUGGAGUUGCUUUCUUCAGCAGAAAAGUUAGCUGUUCUCGAAGAACAGCUUGAAAUCCAAAAACAGUUGAAUCAUGUGAGCAUGAUGGAGAAAGACUCUGAAGGCCAAGAACUUCAGGAGGCCCAAGAACAAGUUCUGCAGCUCAGAAGUCAGCUUAAUAGUCAGUCGAAUGAUCUCAAGAAACGGCAAGAAGCGUUGGAGCGAAUGGAGACACGUGUCAAGGCUUUCCAGGAGGAGAAAGAAAAACUCGCCGAAGCUCUCAACCAGUGUAGCGUGAAAGAAAAACAACUGCUUGAGCGAUUGUCUCAGAAUGAAGACCGUUUUCUGAAGGCUGAUGCGAGGCAGGAGCGGUUACACAAAGCUAUUGAAAAUUUCCAGUCGGGUUUCAAAUGUUUUGUAACCGACGUGAACAAAAAAUUCAAGACUCUCGAAAGCAGUUCUUUGUUGUCUCUGCAUACAUUGGAAAAACGACUCGAUCACAUCAAUAAUGAAACCUAUUCCAAACUUUCGAGCCGAAAGAAUUUGUCAAGUGAACUCAAGGCGGUGUUUCUUGAACUGGAACGCACAAAAGCUUCCCUUUGCGAGGAAAGAGAAUCCGCUGCGGAAAUGAAGAACAUUUUUAUCGAUGAGCAAGCCCAACUCGGAGAAACGAUCGAGCAGAAAUCAGCCAAAAUCGCAGAGCUAGAACGAGACAUAAGUGUAAUUCAAGGUGCUCAUGCGUCGAGACACAAAUUGAUCCAGGAUGAUUUGGAUUCGACGCAGAAUGCUCUCGAAGAGGUGCGCGAGGAAUUGCAGCGAAUGAAGGAACAAUUGGUGGAUCGAGACAGAUUGGUGGAUACGUUACGCGAAGAGGUUGAGAAAACCGCGGCUGGAAAGGAUGCCGUCAUUUCUUCGCAAGCAGCUCAGUUGGAUGAAAGUGCCGGCAAACAAUUGGAACUGGAAGCGCUUCUUGGAGCCGAAGAGAAGGAGAAGUCGGCGAUUCUGGAGCGGUACACGACGAUCGAAAAUGAGUGCAUUACGUUGCAAAGUACAAACUCGGAUCUUGUACGAAGGCUGACUGAAGUGGAAGCUGGCUUGCAAGAGUUGGGACGGGAAAAUCAGACUCUUCAGUUGGAGCUGGCCAAGUUACAGAACCGUAAGUGGGCCGAUGAUACGGGUGUGGAAAAUUGCCCGGUGUGCAACAAACUUUUCACGUUAACAGUGCGACGCCAUCACUGUCGACAGUGCGGGGGAAUUUUCUGCAACGAUUGUUCUUCCAAAACGGCCACGUUGCCAUCUUCGAAAAAGCCCGUCAGGAGAGAUUCAUUCAUUGCCUUGAUCGUUUCAGAUUUUGGUGGAAAGAACAAGGACCCCAGUUUAACUAUUGAUUCGGAUUCAGCAGAAGACGGAUACACACAUAAGUUCUCGAAUUUUCCGGAAUCUGCGGGUGAUCAAGAUCGGUUGUUCGGCGAAAUGCCGUUUGAAGACUUGAACUUUCAUGCGUUGGUCGCUCGAUGUCGUCUGAAAAUGAAUGCGUUUCUCGCCGAGCAGCUCAUUGAAAAUGAUGGGGCGAAUCAAGCAGCACCUUCUUUCUGGUCCUUCAAGUAUUACCAGCAAUUCUUCGACGUGGAGACCGACCGAGUCAAAACGCGAUUGAUUUACUCAAUGAUGCCGAAGCUUGGACAAAGCUACCUGGAGUAUCACGUACGACCGAAGCCUGAUCUCUAUGGCCCGUUCUGGGUUUGUGUCACGCUGGUGUUCUGCAUCGCAAUUUCUGGAAACAUUUCAAAUUAUUUGCAAACCGCCAGUAUCGGGAAGGAAUACGUGUGGAAGUACGAUUUCCACAAAGUGAGCUACGCGGCGACGGCAGUGUUCUUCUAUGUUUGGAUUUUGCCAGUAUUCCUCUACUUGGCAUUCGCCUGGAAGAAAAGCACUGGGAUCACAUUCCUCGAAAUUCUGUGUCUGUAUGGAUACUCAUUGUUCAUCUAUAUCCCGAUUUCCGUGAGUGUUUACUUCUUUCUAGUUCUUGUUGUCCGUAAACCGAGGUAA